Messenger RNA from Aspergillus puulaauensis, 246 nucleotides. RefSeq lists its product as uncharacterized. NCBI's taxonomy places the organism in Eukaryota, Fungi, Ascomycota, Eurotiomycetes, Eurotiales, Aspergillaceae. The record is from RefSeq and is a predicted model, not a curated record. The transcript has a single exon. The coding region runs from base 1 to 246 and encodes 81 amino acids.
AUGCCUAAGGGACCCAUCUCCUCACCACCUCUUCAACCCAAGAAAGCCCACGGUGUCGUGGACGACGACGCCCCCAUCGACGACUACGACGACGCCGUUCACGAGCGCGAGAGCGAGAAUGUCCACAAACUGGCUGAUGAGCCGAAUAUUGCUGCUGCGCGGAGGGCAAAUAAGCCUGGUCCGACCAACCUAAAUCAGGAGAAGGGAGGGACUGGGUCGCAGAAUCGGUCGAAGUCGGGCCAUUGA